This is a messenger RNA of Babesia microti strain RI, 696 nucleotides long. RefSeq lists its product as hypothetical. The coding region runs from base 1 to 696 and encodes 231 amino acids. Lineage: Eukaryota; Apicomplexa; Aconoidasida; Piroplasmida; Babesiidae. The record is from RefSeq and is a predicted model, not a curated record. The transcript has 4 exons.
AUGCGACAUCGGUAUCAAUCACUAAAAAUGAAGUUUACACAAUCCCUUUUGGUUGUAGCUGCAUGCCAAAUUUUUAUAUCCGCUUCUACUUACGCCAGAGUACUGGAUAAGAACGUAAAAUAUCCAGAUAUAGACUUUUAUUCGUUGAUUGAGGACCAAUUAACCCAUUUAGAGUCUACUUUAGGGAAUAAGUUAUCAAACCGUUUAAUUCAAAUUUUCGAAAAAUACGGAAUGGAUCCCAAUUUACAAUAUAACUCUUUAUUGCAAAUGCUGAGUUUUGUCGAGGAAUUGAACGUUGAUACUGGUAAAAAACUUGCUGGCAACGGUGAGGAGAAGGUCAAUCUUUCUUGGGGUAAGCGGUUGAAGAAGACCCUAUUAUCUGCCGGCAAACACAUCCACUCCAAGGGCCGUAAAUACAUCAAAGGGGCAUUAAAAACUAUCGUUAAAGUUGCACUGAGGGAAUCCUUCAUCCAUUUAUUGCCUCAAUUGGAAAAGAUCAAUGAACACUCCAUUAUGAGUUUGAAAGAGGAAUAUCGUCCCUCUUUCGCUCGAUUUAUUUUCAAUUUAUAUUCCAAAUUGUUCGAUAGAUUUGGUACCGUGCCACCAAAAUCUUUUACUCGCGAAAGUUUUGAGAAAAAGUUUGGUAUGGAAAAGAACAGCGCGUCCCUCAAAGAUUUAGUCGUCACCAGCAAAUAG